AUGACGGAUCGCUUGUUUGAGACCAAAAAACACGCCGAUUUAUAUGCCAAAUACAGGUCUAAUGUUCCCACUGUUAUAAUUGACAAAAUAUUGGAUUACCUGGGUCAACAAAUAGAUAAAAAUGAAUGGGAUACAGUUGUUGAUGUGGGUUGCGGUUCGGGUCAGGGAACCAAUGGUAUUGCACCACAUUUUAAACAUUGUUACGGGUUUGACGUGAGUGCAGCACAGAUUAAAGUGGCCAAAGAGUCACAACAUCCCGAUAAUGUCAAAUAUGAGGUUUGUCCGGCAGAGAACUUGCCAUCAAUUGUCUCAAAUAGUGUUCAAUUAGUGACUGCCUUUGAAGCGGUUCAUUGGUUUGAUUUUGACAACUUUAUGGCAGAGGUAUCGCGUGUUUUGGUCAUCAAUGGUGUGGUAGCACUUGUCGGCUAUUUCAUACCCGACACCAUCGAUCCGGACAAACCCGACGACAAUCGUAUUACACAAUUAUAUACUGAUUUAUAUUUAGAUGACAGAAUACAACCGUUCAAAAAUCCCAAACUUUCAUCUCUAGAAAACAGUUAUCGAAACUUUAAAUUUCCCCAAAAUUAUGAGUUCCUUCGCAUCGAUAGUAUUAGCACAGAGAAAACAGAGUUGGCUAUUGAUAUUGUUAAGGGUAUAGAAUCGGCUUCACAUAUUCAGGCACUGGCAGCCAAACAUCCCAUUACAGCACAGACUAUAAUACAAGAAUUGACAGAAAAAUUACAACAAAUUCUCCAAACAGAUGACUUGUCCACAAAACAACUUUUAGAUAUCACUCACUACUUUGUAGUGUUGGCCCGAAAAUUAAAUGAUUAA
This is a messenger RNA of Oppia nitens, 834 nucleotides long. RefSeq lists its product as uncharacterized. The record is from RefSeq and is a predicted model, not a curated record. Bases 1 to 834 code for a protein of 277 amino acids. The transcript has 2 exons. Gene Ontology annotation, molecular function: S-adenosylmethionine-dependent methyltransferase activity. Lineage: Eukaryota; Metazoa; Arthropoda; Arachnida; Sarcoptiformes; Oppiidae.